CAUGGAACCCAACUUGUUUGGAAAAGAUGAUAGGACACCAUACCUUGAUUAGGCCACAUAUACCAGAGCAGUGGAAAGCCCAUAUUAUCCACACAUCAAAAGCUAACACACUUGUACUAUAAAACAGUACUCUGUGAUUAAAUAAAACCAUUCAUUUUUAACAGCUCCUUGUUUCUUAUUUCGUCGAAAACCAUCAAACAGCCCAUCUUAUCUGCUGCAAUGCCUGAAAUUCAGCUCCCCGCUGCAAACAUUGACUCCCGCCCCAGUUCAUACUCAGAAGUCCAAGUUGUCACCAUCGAUGUCCAUGCAACUAAAGACCUCAUGAAUUCUAGCAAUCAUCGGUAUCUUGAUGUCAGAACUGAGGAAGAAUUCAAGAAUGGCCACGUGGACGUAAAGAAUAUCGUUAACAUUCCUUUUAUGUUUGAAACCCCCAAAGGCGAGGUGAAGAAUCCCAAUUUUGUGGAACAAGUUUUAUCGACAUUCAAAAGGGAUGAUAUUCUUAUAGUGGGGUGUCAAAGUGGCAUAAGAUCUGUUUAUGCAAGCAUUGAUCUUCUUAAAUCUGAAUUCAAGCAAGUGUACAACAUGGGAGGUGGAUACCGUGGCUGGGUUGACAACAAGUUAGCCGUGAAGAUACCAGAACUAGAACCUGAAUCCGAAGCCAAAGAAGAAGAGCUCUAAUACCUUUCUGUAUUAUAUGUGCAUGAAAAAAUAAGAAUGUCACUAUAUAAUAAUAGAAGAAAUGUGGAAAUGGCUUCAUGAUUACCGGUUGAUAAUUUUAGCAUCGGUGUUGCUUCAACUCCAUACUUCUGCUCUGCAGACAAGUUUAUAAAAUUAAUGGACAAAGCUCUGUGAUGACCUUAUUCAUUGCUA
Molecule: messenger RNA, 870 nt
Organism: Daucus carota subsp. sativus
Lineage: Eukaryota; Viridiplantae; Streptophyta; Magnoliopsida; Apiales; Apiaceae
Product: thiosulfate sulfurtransferase 18
Exons: 6
Coding region: 220-678 (152 amino acids)
Molecular function (GO): catalytic activity
Source: RefSeq, a predicted model, not a curated record